GAUUCUUUCCGGCGGAAAAGUUGCCUUGAAGUUGUCCGGGGAAGCCGCCGGCGUGGCUGCCCGAAGGGGAGAGGAGGGAUCUGGUGACCAUUGAGGAGGUAUCUUUCAUUUCACUAGGGAGAAGCAGCCUCUGCUGGAUCUGGACCAGGAGGUCAUGGAGGACAAUAGCCAGGAUGUGGCCUCUCUGGAAAGACUCCUGCUUCUCAAACCUGAUUCCUUAUCCACAGUGGAAGAAGCAGAAAAUCCAUGUUUCCAAGACCCAGAAGAAGGAACGAGAUCAGCAGAGGUUGAAGGUCCCCAGAAUAAGUCGGAGAGAGAACCACAACAGUUUCUUUUGGAAGAAAAAGAGCAGAGAAGAAACACUGGAGCAGAAUGGAAGAGGGGAAAUGAAUCCUUUUCUUCUCAGAAUGCUGAAUCUCAGGUCUUUGAUAUACCAUGGAAAAUCCGCUCAGGGGAGAAACCAUAUAAAUGCUUGGACUGUGGAAAGAGCUUUGCUCGGAGUGUCAGCUUUACUGCCCACCGAUGUAUCCGCUCAGGGGAGAAACCAUAUAAGUGCUUGGAGUGUGGAAAGAGCUUUGUUUGGAGCACCCAUCUUACCGCCCAUUGGCAUACACACACAGGGGAGAAACCAUAUAAAUGCUUGGAGUGUGGGAAGAGCUUUGCUCUGAAUAACUAUCUUAUUGCCCAUCAACGAAUCCACUCAGGUGAGAAGCGAUAUAAAUGCUUGGAGUGUGGGAAGUGUUUUGCUCUGAGUAACUACCUUACUGCUCAUCAACAAAUCCACUUGGGCGAGAAACCGUAUAAAUGCUUGGAGUGCGGAAAGAGCUUUGCUCGGAUUUACAACCUUACUGCCCAUCAACGAAUGCACACAGGAGAGAAACCAUAUAAAUGUUUGGAGUGUGGAAAAAGUUUUGCUUCAAAAGGAGCAUUUACUGGUCAUGAACGAAUCCACACAGGGGAGAAACCAUAUAAAUGCUUGGAGUGUGGAAAAAGCUUUGUUCGGAGUGACAACCUUACAGCCCACAGACGAAUUCACACAAGGGAGAAACCAUAUAAAUGCUUGGAGAGUGGAAAGCAUUUUGCUCAGAGUAAAGACCUUACUACCCAGCAACAAACCCAAACAAAAGAGAAAUUGUAUAAAUGUUUGGACUGUGGAAAGAACUUUGUUCACAGUACUAGUGUUAAAGUCCAUCGACGCAUCCACACAGGUGAGAAACCAUAUAAAUGUUCUGAUUGUGGAAAGAGUUUUGCUCGGAGUGACAACUUUACUGCCCAUCGACGAAUUCACACAGGGGAGAAACCAUAUAAAUGCUUGGAGUGUGGAAAGUGCUUUGCUCGGAGUGACAACCUUAGUGCCCAUCGACAAAUCCACACAGCAGAGAAACCGUAUAAAUGCUUGGACUGUGGAAAGAGCUUUGUUCGGAGUGCCCAUCUUACUGCCCAUUGGCAUAUGCACACAGGAGAGAAACCAUUUAAGUGCUUGGAGUGUGGGAAGAGCUUUGUUCGGAGUGACACACUUACUGCACAUAGACGAGUCCAUACAGGAGAGAAACCGUGUAAAUGCUAGGGGUGGGAAAAGAGUUUUCCAUGGGAGCAAGACCUUACUGACCUUUAAUGAAUCCACACAGAGGAGAAACCAUACCAAUACUUGGAGUAUGAAAAGAGCUUGGAAGGAAGACCUUUGGGGAGUUGGACUGCGGAAAAAGCUAUGUUUAGAAUUGCACCCUCGCUAGUCAUUGCUAUCACACACUGGAGAGAAACUGUAGAAAUGUUUGGAGUGUGGGAAAACCCUUGCUCAGAAGGAACAACUUGUGGAAGACCAAAGAAUCCACACAGUAGAAAUGGAAUAAAUGCUUGGAGUGUAGAAAGA
Heteronotia binoei (common prickly gecko) is the source of this 1870-nucleotide messenger RNA. Its product is annotated as zinc finger protein 737-like. The record is from RefSeq and is a predicted model, not a curated record. The transcript has 4 exons. NCBI's taxonomy places the organism in Eukaryota, Metazoa, Chordata, Lepidosauria, Squamata, Gekkonidae. The coding region runs from base 155 to 1567 and encodes 470 amino acids. Gene Ontology annotation, biological process: regulation of transcription by RNA polymerase II. Gene Ontology annotation, molecular function: RNA polymerase II cis-regulatory region sequence-specific DNA binding; DNA-binding transcription factor activity, RNA polymerase II-specific.